Molecule: messenger RNA, 237 nt
Organism: Thelazia callipaeda (thelaziosis nematode)
Lineage: Eukaryota; Metazoa; Nematoda; Chromadorea; Rhabditida; Thelaziidae
Source: the annotation of a GenBank genome assembly
AUGAUUGUAGAUUCGCAAUGCUUGUUUACCUUAGCAGUAAAGUACAUUACUCGUCGUUUCAUCGGAGAAUAUGAUCCUAAUCUUGAAGACACGUACUGUCGAAAGGAUGUUGUGCUUUCUCAGCCCAUGAUGGUAUGGUUAAUGGAUACAGUGGAUGGUUCAGGCCGAGAUGUAAUGCGUUAUCUUUCAUGGGCUGAUGUCUAUAUUAUUGUUAGUUUUUUCCUUACCAGUGAAUGA